This is a messenger RNA of Cololabis saira (Pacific saury), 5784 nucleotides long. RefSeq names its product peroxisome proliferator-activated receptor gamma, coactivator 1 alpha (gene ppargc1a). Gene Ontology annotation, molecular function: transcription factor binding; RNA binding. NCBI's taxonomy places the organism in Eukaryota, Metazoa, Chordata, Actinopteri, Beloniformes, Belonidae. Gene Ontology annotation, cellular component: nucleus. The transcript has 13 exons. The record is from RefSeq and is a predicted model, not a curated record. The coding region runs from base 171 to 4034 and encodes 1287 amino acids. Gene Ontology annotation, biological process: positive regulation of transcription by RNA polymerase II.
UUGUAAGACAGGUGCCCUCGGUUCAUUCUCGGCGAGGGGCAGCAGUUGCCUGUGUGCGAGCGAGUGGGAAGCGUGUGUGGAUAUCUUUUCUACUUGAUUUGUUUCCCCCCCUCCCCCCUUUUUUUUCUUUUUUUUUUUUUUUCUUUUUCGGACCGUCAUUCAGUGGCUGGAUGGCGUGGGACAGGUGUAACCAGGACUCGGUGUGGAGAGAAUUAGAGUGUGCUGCCUUGGUUGGUGAAGACCAGCCCCUCUGCCCAGACCUCCCCGAACUUGACCUCUCAGAGCUGGACGUCAGUGACUUAGAUGCAGACGGAUUCCUGGGGGGCCUCAAAUGGUAUAGUGACCAAUCAGAGAUCAUUUCCACUCAGUAUGGGAAUGAAGCUUCAAAUCUUUUUGAGAAGAUAGAUGAAGAAAAUGAGGCCAACUUGCUGGCAGUGCUUACAGAGACCCUGGACAGCAUCCCGGUGGAUGAGGACGGAUUGCCUUCGUUUGAGGCCCUGGCAGACGGGGACGUGACCAAUGCCAGUGACCGGAGCUGUCCCUCCUCUCCUGACGGCUCACCGCGCACCCCAGAGCCCGAAGAGCCGUCACUGCUGAAGAAGCUCCUUCUGGCGCCCGCAAACUCCCAGCUCAGCUAUAAUCAAUACACAGGUGGCAAGGCACAGAACCAUGCAGCCAGCAGCAACCACCGGAUCAGACCACCACCUGCCAUCGUCAAGUCGGAGAGCCCCUGGAAUGGCAAAGCAAGAGGGGGCUCCAGCCAACAGAACCGCCCGGUGAGGCGGCCAUGCACUGAGCUGCUGAAGUACCUGACGGCCACCGAUGACAUCCUGCUCCACACCAAAGCCAGUGAACCCAAGGGUGCCUGGGGGGGUGCCAGUAGCAGGGACAAGAGUGGCCUGGGUCUGGGUGCCUCUUCCUCCUCCUCCUCGCCGUCCUCGUCAUCCACCUCCUCGUUCUCCUCCCUGUCAUCCAGCUCUUCUUCCUCUUCCUCCACAACCUCCAAAAAGAAGUCAGCUGUGCCAUCUCAACAACAGCAGCAGCAGCAACAGCCGCAGCCGCCGCCGCCGCCGCCGCAGCAGCAUCACCAGCGAGGUGAGAGCCGGGCUGCAGGCGAGUGUAGUAUGCCUGGUGUUGGGGCUGGGAAGUGGCAGCGUUGCGCUCACGAUCACGGGGUUGAGGAUUCGGAGAGUGCCUCUAUCCCUGUUGGCCACAGAACCUACACCUGCGGCCAUGCCCGCCCCAAACUGGAGCAUGGGCCGCCCAGUGAAGAAGGAAGGCCGCCGGGCGAUGUGGGCCGGCUGGCUGCCGCUAGGUUUAUUAGGUAUAUGCAUUCUUAUUCCCUCCCUCCCCGAGAGGGGAGUCAUAGCUGUGAGCAUUGCCGAGAGGCUGCGGGCGCUACUCAGGCUAGCGAGGGCGUUGGCAGGCGAGGCCAGAGUUACUUCAGCAGUGCCAGCCGCGCACCACACAGGCACAUCACAGUAACGAUAAAGAAAAGAGACGAGAGAGAGAGGCCGGGGCACCCUUUACUUAGCCAGCUGCUCACCUCCAAACAGAGGCCCGCUCAAUUCCGGGCCCACGUACCCCAACCCACCGCUACCCGUUUACCCAGCUCUAAGAGCAAAUCAGCAGCUAGGCGUCGUGAGAGCGCAGCCCAGGUUUCCUCAAAGGUGGAAGAUAAGACUGUCAGAGAGGCCACUGAGCACAAAAAGCGGGGAGUGAGUCUGGCUGAAGACUCGCACGCAGGGCUCCUUCUGUCCCCCCUCAGCCUAGACCUAGAGAGCUGGGUCAGCCACCUAGAUCCCGGGCUAGACAUGGGUUUGGGACUGGAGCUGGGGUGGCCAAGCCAGGGCGGCUAUGGGGAGGAUGUUGACCAUGUUGUCGAUGAUGAUGGUGUUGUUGAUGAUGAUGAUAAUGACCAUGUCAAGGGCAGCCCUGCAGCGGUGCUCAAACAGGGCCCGCCGAGCCCGCUCAUCCCAGAUACUAGCUUUGCAGAGCCCACCCCUCCCUGCAUCAUAGAAGGGCCAGGGCACCCACACAGGCAGGCACUCAGCGAGCACCCCGAUGACCAGGGCCACCCGUUGUUAGCCAAACCAACCACCUUGCCACUUCCUUUGACCCCAGAGUCUCCAAAUGACCACAAGGGAUCACCGUUUGAGAACAAAACCAUUGAACGCACAUUAAGUGUGGAGAUUGCUGGAACCCCAGGUCUGACACCACCUACCACGCCCCCACACAAAGCCAGUCAAGAGAAUCCUUUCAAAGCAUCUCUCAAAACCAAGUUGUCCUCAUGUUCCUCCUCGGCCUUGACAUGCAAAAGAGCCAGGCUGAGUGAGUCAGGCGCCGGAACUGUGGCCCUGGCCCCAGGCGCCUCACCCGGGGGCCCCGCCAGGAAGGGGCCCGAACAGACUGAGCUUUAUGCGCAGCUGAGCAAGGCGUCCACCGCCCUCCCUUCCUCCGUCACUCAAUAUGCAGUAGGAGGUGGCCUUGAGGAGCAUCGCAGCACUGGCAAGAACAAGAAGGCCACUUCCUGUGGCAACAGUGACCACGACUAUUGCCAGGCAUCGGCGAAUGCAAAGACGGAUGGGGGCACAGCAACUGUUACCAUGACUACAGCUGUGGACAUGACAUUUACCCCAGGUGUCGCUGCUGCUGCUCCCGUGCCCAGUUCUGGCAAAGUGGAGAACGAGCAUGUCGAAUAUAAGGACUCUGCCAUGCCAUCAUCCUUUUCAUCAUCAUCUCCUCCUCCAUCAUCAACUUCACCUGGCCCUUUGGCUAAGGAGCAGAAUUUAGUCUCUGUGGACAGAGAAACGGGCCGCGACAGGGGCUUAAGGGAGAAAACCCUUACGCAAAGCAUUCAGAUCCCCACAGAAGGGGCCAUUACUGUAAGGGACCAACUACAACUUUCUGCCAGCAGCCGGAAGCCCCUGUGCGACCAGGAAAUCCGAGCAGAGCUCAACAAGCACUUUGGUCCCCCUCUGAAAGCCCUCUACAGCCAGGGUGGCCAGGACAGAGAGCCCAGCAGCAAACUGAACACGGCUACAGCCCCCAAGUCCUUUGGGGAGGGAGAAAAUGACUAUUAUUCCCAGAGGCUGCCUGGCUCCAGUUACCUACAAGCAGGGUUUCUGCCCUUCCACGACGAGCUGGAGCUGGGCGAGGGCCGUGAAAGUCGCUUCGUCUAUCCUUGGGACGGCACCCCCCUGGACCUACUCUUUGACUGCUCUCCGCACUCGCCCUCCAGUUCCCCACCAUCCAGCUGCUCCCCUUCACGAGGGUCCGUCUCCCCGCCUUCCUCCCUCCUCCUGUCACCCAGCAGGCCUUUCUGUUGGGCCAGCAGUGGAUCCCGCUCCCGCUCUCGCUCCCACUCUGGCUCCCGCAGCUCCUCGUCACGAUGUCGCAGGCGCUCUCUCUCCAGUUCACCCGACAGACGCCUCUCCUCCUGGUCUCGUCACAGCACAGAUUUGAAUGUUUUUCGCUCCAGAACCCACAAGAGCCCCCACCCUCAGUCUCGAUCUCCUCUCAGCCGCAGGCCAAGGUAUGACAGCUACGAGGAGUACCAGCACGAGAGGCUGAAGAGGGAGGAGUACCGGCUGGAUUAUGAGAAGCGGGAGUUUGAAAGAGCCGUUCAGAGAGAAAAGCAAAAGCAAAAAGCAAUAGAGGAGAGACGGGUGGUGUACGUGGGGCGACUGAGGUCAGACUGCACUCGGACGGAGUUGAAGCGCCGCUUCGAAAUCUUUGGAGAAAUUGAAGAAUGUGCAGUAAACUUGAGGGAUGAUGGGGACAAUUUUGGCUUCAUCACGUACCGCUACACUUGUGACGCCUUCGCUGCCCUUGAGAACGGACACACCUUACGCAGGUUAAACGAGCCUCAGUUCGAGCUGUGCUACGGAGGACAAAAGCAGUUCUGCAAAUCGCAUUACACAGACCUGGACUCCCAUUCGGACGACUUUGAUCCAGCCUCCACGAAAAGCAAGUAUGACUCUCUGGAUUUUGAUAGUUUGCUGAGAGAGGCCCAGUGCAGCCUGAGAAGGUAACCAGUUCAGUGGCCCGCUGUCUGUCACAAAGAGGGACUCCGUAUACCUCACUGUUGUUUCUCGCUCCUUUCAAGACGAGACUACCAGAAGUUCUACACUCUGUCAUAGAGUAUGUAAGAAUAAGUCUAUAGACCUAUAUCAUUAUAAAUUAAUAUAUUAAAAAUAAAGUUUACAUGAACAUAGCUGCUGAAGAGCUGCGAAGAGACAUUGCAUUCUGGGAUCCCUCAGAAUCUGGUGCACAUCUUCGUUGCACUCUACUGCUGUGCAACCAUCAGUGAAAGAAGAAGGAGAAGAAGAAGAAACUUUUAUGAUUUUGUGUUUCUCCAAGCACUACAAUACCCAUGAUUCUUUUGGGAGCGGAAAAAAAGAGAGAGAAAAAAAAAGAAAAAAAAACAGCUUGUUCAGCCAGAUUUGUUUUCCUUUGCUGUUGAUUUCCUUUUCCUUUGAAAUCUGGUGUUUGGAUCUGGUGUUGUUACAAUUAAAGAGUGUAGGGAAUUGUAUCUUGGAGGUUAAAUUCUCGAGGUAACAUUGCUGUCUACAUUUUGAGGAGAAAUGUAGCUGUGUAUUUACAAAUACUAUAAAAAGGAAUAUUUUUUAUUUUAUGUACAUAUCAAAGUUCUUUAUUUGUUACAGCUAUGCACUGUAAAACACAGCCUUUUUUAAAACGAAGAGAAAAAUUUCUUAAUUCAGAAUGUCAAUCUGUAGUAAUUACAAUACUGUAAAACAUAUUGUACACCUACAUGAUGUUUAGAGGACAUGAUAUGAUUGUAGAAAAGAAAAAAAAAAGACAUGUCUGACUGCUCAUUUUGCUGGAGCAUGUGAACAAAUGUCCUUUUUUUAAGUUAUGUUGUUCGGGGAAAAGAGAAGUCAACCAUUUUAAAGUUUCUUAAUCAGUGUUUUUCCUUAUACAGCCAGUGUAAAAUGCAUUUUUAACAUGUUUUUCAUGAUUGUAAAAAAGGGUUACCCCACUUUUCCCAUUUUGCAAUGAAUAAGUAAUGCAUGUAUAUAUGUAUGUAUGUAUAUAUAUAUAAAUAUAUAUUUAUAUAUAUAUAUAUAUGUAUAUAUACAUAUAUACAUGCACCUAGAUUGAUUUCACAUUGCUUUUUAUGUUGAUUACUGUCAGUGAGAGAGAAAACCGCAUUCAAUCAGUCCAAACAUAUUUAUCUAUUUAUUGUAAUAUUUUUAAUAUUCGAAUCAGAAAUAUUUAUGGACUCCAUUAUCCAUGGCGUACCUCAUGAAAUGUAUGAUAUUUAUGUUAUGUCUUUUGAUUUGUGUUAUUUAUCUUGCAAUCACUAGACAGGGUGUACAAUAAAAGGUUUUUGGUGGGGAUAGUGCUAACCUUCUAUGCCUUCCGAAACAAUCCCAACAUUCAGCUACUCCGUCCGGCUGUCAGACCCUCAUCCCUUCGAUACUUUGUCUCCGCCGUCCGUCAGUUGUUUUUUUUUUUUUGUUGUUUUUGUUCCAUCUGAACGCAGAACAUGAAGCAAUAAAAUGAUUUCGCAGGAGUUUCAGUUGCACCACUGUAUAGACACGUUGUCCUCACUCCACUCAUGCUUGAUUAUGUGAAUGCCAAACAAAAGUUUACAAUUUCCUUUUUCCUGAAUUUUUUAAAGAUCUUGUAUUUGAUGUACAAAACAAAUACCAUUAAUAUUAUUCAGAAAAAUUACAAGAUGAUUAAUGAUAAUGACAAUAUUAAUAUAAAUGGAAGAAAAACUAUAUAAUAAGCAAUAAAUUAUUUUUCAGAGUUGUA